Molecule: messenger RNA, 1416 nt
Organism: Bradysia coprophila
Lineage: Eukaryota; Metazoa; Arthropoda; Insecta; Diptera; Sciaridae
Biological process (GO): anatomical structure development
Cellular component (GO): cell surface; extracellular region
Molecular function (GO): signaling receptor binding
Source: RefSeq, a predicted model, not a curated record
UUAGCUUUGGCUAAUAAAGCGAUCAAGGCUGAUGAAUAACUUAAAUUUUUUUUAAUUAUUUAGCGAUAACAGCUUUAAAGAGUAAAACAUUUUUGAAGAUAAUUAGAGUGAGUUUGAACACUGACCAAGUUAGUUGAUAUUUUUCAUUUACAUAAUAAGUGAGCGGUAAACAAAGUUGUUUGUAAAAAGUGGAAAAGUACAUCGUCGCGUUGCUGUAAGUAAACAAAAUGGCUAAACCUGAAAACAUACCAAAAUGGUUAUUGAUGCUAAUCCUUGUAGUUGGAAUUCUCCGUAUAGCGGCCAGUGAGAGUGUGUGCACACCAGCUUGUCGGAAUGGGGGCACAUGUAUUUUCCACAACAUUUGCCGAUGUCCGAGCAAUUUUGCUGGCAAGCAAUGCCAGUAUUCGGUUGAUCGAUGCGCUCCGCAAAAAAUUGGAUUCAAUGGUAGCGUCAGAUGUAUUGGAACAUCAACCAGCAUGAAUUGUACAUUAUCAUGUCCAAGUGGCGUCGAUUUCGAUUCACCACCGGCACCAGUGUAUACGUGCUCGUUUGAGACUGGCCUUUUCACACCAUCGAGAGCGCCAAAGUGCAAUUAUGGUUCUGGUGUUGAAGUUAUUCGAAGGAUUGUCGGUGGAAAUGAUCAAGUCACUUGCCAUCCAUCUUGCAAGAACGGUGGUACUUGCAUCUUCCGUGACGUGUGUCAGUGCACCAAGGACUAUGUUGGUCCUCAAUGUCAAUACUCAAUCGAUCGAUGUGCACCGCAGAAGAUUGGAUUCAAUGGCGCGAUAAAAUGCACUUACGGAUCAACAGAAAUGCGAUGUACAUUAAGUUGUCCGCCUGGUGUUGAAUUUGACUCGCAACCGUCAGGAGUUUACGUAUGCAAAUAUGAAACCGGAACAUACCUUCCAGCUAGAGUUCCAAAAUGUGUUUACGAUGAAGGUGUUGAAGUGAUUCAACGAACUGCUGUCGGACGAACGUUUACUGGUAAUAGUGGUGGUGCUGACCAAGCAACUUGCAGUCCUCGAUGUAUGAACGGUGGGUCAUGUAUUUUUCACAAUUUGUGCCAGUGUACCAAGAAUUACCGAGGACCGCAGUGUCAAUAUUCCGCCGAACGGUGUUCGAUAACGAGAACAGGUUUUAAUGGUGGAUACCGCUGCAGUAGCUCGUCAACAGAAUCGAACUGUACGAUUUAUUGUCCCGACGGAACGGACUAUCAAUUUUCACCGGCAGCAACGUAUCGUUGUCGAUAUGAGACGGGGCGCUUUGAGCCUUCGGCGAUACCAAAGUGCAUUGCUGCUGAAGGAGUACAGAUCGUCAGGGUAGCAUCGACUUGAAAUCAGCGAAAUUAUUGUAUCUCCAAUCAAUUUUUAAUCAAAUGCAUUGUAAUACAUAUAAUUACGAAUUAAAUGAGCAAAA